Messenger RNA from Funneliformis geosporum, 966 nucleotides. The record is from the annotation of a GenBank genome assembly. NCBI's taxonomy places the organism in Eukaryota, Fungi, Glomeromycota, Glomeromycetes, Glomerales, Glomeraceae.
AUGAGCAAAGGUUAUGGUGGUGACUAUACGGGAGGGCAGGGCCAAUAUGGUAACGAAUACAGAGGAGGGUAUCCACAACAAACAUAUGGCCAACAACAGUAUGGUCAACCACCAUAUAGUCAGCAACAAGAGAUGACUCAAGCCAAUCCUGAUAAUAUAAAAGGAUUUUUUGACGAGGUUUCGUCAAUCUCUGAUUUGAUCCGUCAAAUAAAAAGCAACAUUAGCCGUAUUGAUGAAUUUCAUUCACGUUCCUUGGGCAUAAUCAGUGAAGAUGAAGCCACUAAACGUCAACUUGAUUCCAUUAUCACCGAGACGCGUCAACUCCUUGUCCAAGUAAAAGAUAGAAUUAAAAAAAUAGAAGUCUCAAAUUUUAAGGCUAGUCCUGCUGAUCAAACAGUUCGAAAGCAACAGACAGGUAAUCUACGUCAAAAAUUUAUGGAUACUUUACAAGAUUACCAAAAGGUCGAAUUUCAAAAUCGUCAAAAGUUUAGAGAGCGUAUGGAAAGGCAAUACAAAAUUGUUAAACCCAAUGCGACGCAAGAAGAGAUUGAUUCAGCGCUGGACAAUGACGACGGUGGGCAGAUUUUCGCGCAAUCGCUCAUGAAUUCAACAAGAUACGGUGCAGCAAAGGACGCUUUACAAGAAGUGCAAAAACGACACGAUGAUAUCAAAAAGAUUGAAAAAACCAUUGAAGAACUUGCAAAUCUUUUCCAAGAAAUGCAAAUUAUAGUCGAGGCACAGGACACACAAGUUGCUCAAAUUGAAGAAAACGCUACUCAAAUACAAAACGAUACGGAGCAGGGUGUCGUUCACGUAGAAAAAGCAUUAGAAAGUGCACGAGCCGCAAGAAAGAAAAAAUGGUAUUGUAUGUUCAUUGCCAUAGUGCUCCUAGCAAUACUUGCUGCAGUAAUAUACAUUUAUGUUAUUAAACCCAUGCUUAAAAAGAAAGGUGAUGGAGCCCAAUGA